Talpa occidentalis (Iberian mole) is the source of this 3018-nucleotide messenger RNA. RefSeq names its product patched domain-containing protein 3-like. Gene Ontology annotation, cellular component: membrane. Lineage: Eukaryota; Metazoa; Chordata; Mammalia; Eulipotyphla; Talpidae. The record is from RefSeq and is a predicted model, not a curated record. The transcript is spliced from 5 exons.
AUGCACAGUGGAGGUCAAAGGCUGCACCCCAAGGGGGGGUUCGAGCAAGGGGAGGCUUCAGGGGCUCAGAGGCCAGAGCAGGAGGACUGGCCCGAGCCAGAGUCUGAUAGCAGAGCAGAUCCUGAGGCGGCAACUUGGCCCCAGCAGCUCCCCGCCUCCGCGGGGCAGCCAGAGCAGGUCCUGGAGGCCAGUGAGGGGCAGGAGCCCGACGAGAGCCAGGCUUCGGGGCCUUCCUCAGACCCACCCCGACAGCCGUCUGAGAGAGGGGAUUCACAGGUCCCAGAAGCCCAGGGGCAGCAGCCACCCCCUGGGAGGCCCCGCUGCCACACCAACUGCCUAGAGCAGCCCCUCGCCUGGGGAUUCCAGAGGAUGGGGCUGGCUGUGGGCUCGCACCCCUGGCUCUUCCUGCUGGCGCCCCUGGUGCUGACGGCAGUCCUGAGCACCGGUUUCAUGUACCUGCCCAGGGAGAUGGAAGAGAACCUGGAGGAGCACUACACCCCUUUGGGCAGCCCAGCCAAGGCCGAACGGCACUUCGUGCAGGCACAUUUCUCCACCAACGAGUUGUACCUCUUCUCCCCGUUGCAGUCCAGCAGGGAGGUCAACUUUGCCUCCAUCCUGGUGGUCUCCAACACUACCAAUCUGCUGGAUCAAGUCAUCUUCUCAGAAAUUAGUCAACUGGACAAGGCGGUGCAGAUGUUGACCGCGCCCCUGGGAGAUGGAACCCAGGUCCUCUACCCUCAGGUGUGUGCCAGGUACCAGAGCACCUGCUUGCCCUCCAACCCACUCCUGUUCACCUGGCAGAAGAAUAACAACAUGGACCUGAAAAGCAUCACCUUCCCUAUUUACAACACCUCCGCUGUUUCCCUCUACUUGGCCGGCCUCUUAGGAGGAACCAUGCUAGGUCCCGGCUCGGGGAUUAGCCGGUUACUCCUGCAAGCCAAGGCCAUGUGGCUGCAGUACUACCUGAAGACCGCAGACCCCGAGGACAGCGCACGCAGCCAGAAGUGGCUGCUGGAGUUCCUGGACCAAAUUCAUGCCAUUGAAAAGUGCCUGACCCUGAAGAACAUCCAGGUGGUCUACUUCACAUCACUCUCUAGGAAACUGGAAUUUGAGGCGACUGCUAGGACAGUUGUCCCUUUGUUUUACACGGCAUACCUUCUGAUCAUAUUAUUUGCAAUCAUAUCAUGCUACAGGUUUAGCUGUAUAUGAAACAAAAUGUUUAUUGCAGUCGUUGGAGUGAUUUCUGUUACCUUGGCAGUGGUGAGUGGCUUUGGCCUCAUGUUGUACGUGGGGGUGCCAUUUGUGACAAUAGUUGCAAAUGCACCAUUUCUAAUACUAGGUGUUGGCAUUGAUGACAUGUUUAUCAUGAUUUCUGCCUGGCAGAAGACCAACAUCAUGGACAGCGUACAACAGCGAAUGUCUGACGUCUACUCCCAAGUGGCGGUGUCCAUCACCAUCACCACUCUCACAAAUGUCCUGGCCUUCUUUACAGGGGUAAUGACCUCCUUUAAGUCCGUGCAGUACUUUUGCAUUUACACGGGGACAACCUUGCUCUUCUGUUAUUUUUAUAACAUCAUCUGUUUUGGCGCCUCUAUGGCCCUAGAUGGUAGGAGAGAAGCGGCCUGUCUGCGCUGGCUGCAAAGGUCAGAGGGAAACCCGGACCAAAAUUCUUCCUCGCUGAUAAGGUGCUGCUGCCUCCCAUUUAGUUCUCUUCGAACUGAUGAAGAAUUGAACAUACAUCCAAUGAACUUGUUCUUUAGAGAUUAUUUUGGCCCCUUUCUCACAAACACUAAGUCCAAGUUUGUGAUAGUAGUUUUAUACCUUCUGUACAUUGCAUUCAGUAUAUAUGGCUGUUUCCAAGUGCAGGAAGGUUUAGACCUUCGACAUCUGGCAAGUGACGAUUCCUAUAUCACACCCUAUUUUAACAUCCAUGAAGAGCAUUUUUCAGAUUAUGUUCCCAUCGUGAUGGUUAUCAUGACUGAAGCAGUUGACUACUGGGAUAAAGACACUAGGCAAACAUUGGGGAAAUGUCUGACUGCUUUUGAAAACAGUGAUUAUGUCAUUCAAAAUCUAACACAGUUUUGGUUACAAGCAUAUAUACAGUAUAUGGAAGCCAACAACUUAGCUGUAAAUGACAAAGAUAGUUUUAUAAACAACAUUCCUGGUUUUUUAGUGCAUAUUCCAAUUUUUACAUAUGAUAUUAAUAUUUCGUCAUCACAUGAGAUUACUUCAUCCCGGGCCUUCAUUCAGACCACGGGUGUUUCUUCUUCUUGCAGUAAGAAGAACAUGUUAUUCCAAUUACGAAGUAUUGACAAAAGGUGUGAGAUUCCCCUAAUGGUGUAUAACCCAGCUUUUAUCUAUUUUGAUCAAUAUUCUGCAAUCUUAGAAAACACUAUUCGAAGUGUCAUUGUUGCAACCACAGCUAUGUUCAUUGUUUCUUUAUUGUUAAUUCCCCACCCAUUGUGUUCCUUGUGGGUCACUUUUUCUAUUGGCUCUGUGAUUGUAGGAAUAACAGGUUUCAUGGGAUUCUGGCAUGUCAACCUUGAUUCCGUAUCCAUGAUGAAUCUUGUGAUUUGUAUAGGGUUUUCUUUUGAUUUUUGUGCACAUAUUUCAUAUGCAUUUGUUUCCAGUUCUAAACCCUCAGCAAACCAAAAAGCAAUUGAGACAUUGUUUUUGCUAGGUUACGCAGUGUUACAAAGUGCACUGUCAACAAUAAUAGGAGUGUCUGUUUUAUCUGCAGCUAACACAUACAUCUUCAGGACAUGUUUUAAGAUUAUGUUUCUUGUCAUGGUAUUGGGGGCUAUUCAUGGCCUAGUUUUUAUUCCAGUAUUCUUAACCAUUUUUUGAAGAUUUGUUGGAAUAUCCACUAACAAAUCAGCGCCCAAUGACAGAAUUCUUGACUGCCCCUAUCCAGUCUGGUAAAAAUGCUCUGUUAAGCAUAGUUGAUAAACUGAAAACAAAUGCAUGUUUCCUUGAUUUGGAAAUCUCAUCCCAAGCUGUUCUUUAUAAUAUCCCUAA